Messenger RNA from Capsaspora owczarzaki ATCC 30864, 2833 nucleotides. RefSeq lists its product as hypothetical. The coding region runs from base 254 to 2701 and encodes 815 amino acids. Lineage: Eukaryota; Filasterea; Ministeriida; Capsasporidae. The transcript is spliced from 4 exons. The record is from RefSeq and is a predicted model, not a curated record.
CAGUUUUUUUUUUUUUUUGAAAUUCUUUGUGACGCCCCCUGAUUUUUUUUUCUCUUCCGUUUCGCCUUUCUUUCCCCCCUCCCCUUCUCUGUUUCGUGGGGAUCUGGUUCGACCUCGCCACUCACGAAGGGCGUGCUGCGUUCCAUCGCUCGCGUGGCCAGCAGCAGUCUUCUUGCCUCUGACGCGCGCGAGUGCCGCUCAACACACACACACACAAAAAAAAAAAAAGUCUUUUUGUGCUGACAGCUUUUGAAUGACGACUUCGGCUGAGCCGAAGCAGCCACCUGUGGGGCUGAACUCGUUCUUUGGCGCCAUCAUUGACGUGCUGGAUGCUGAGCAGAUUUUUCGGCUUGCAGCGCGCGGCGUCUGCCCUCGGCUCGCACGGCGCGUGAGCUUUGCAAAGCAGGACAUUGUUUCCGGAAUCGGGUUUGUCUACGACGAGAACGAGUCGCUCAUCCACCGCUGGACAGACAGGCUCCACUGGGGCGACGCGCUCCACGAUGGCGAACGCGUAAUGAUUUACCGCCAGUUGACGACCGACAGCGAAGGCAAACAAUCACGGGUCGUCAACGGCCUGUGCAAGAAGACCAUUGCGGAUACGGCCUCGGCGCUCCGGAUUGUCUCGUACUACACCGAGUUAGCGCUCCAUUCGAUUGGUCCCUUGCGAAUCAACGCGGACGUGCUGGACGGCGCGAUGCUGCGGUCUCCGUUUCAACGGACCCCAAACCACACCGCACGGAUGCCGGAUGCCGAUGAGCUGCUUCUCGAGACGCUUGCGGGCCGUGAUUACUUUCCUCUGCUCGAAUCAAGCUACGACCAGCUGGUUCAGAGCGCAAGCCGGCCGAAAAUUGUGGGCCCAAACGAGCUGUACCCACCGCUGAAUCUCAAUCUGGUCAGCGGAAGCGCUGCAGGAGGGACUCGCAGGCGCGCUGGUGAAGCUGAAGGUGCUGAUCCCGCAACCGCAGAUGGGCGGCGUGUCCGGGCGCGAAGCACGAGCGACUUGAAUCCGGAUCCUGCCAGCAGCUCCAACAGCACUGGCGCAGCAGCCAGCCUUGGAGAUGCAGUUAAGGGCACUUUUGAAAACGAAGAGGACGAGGAGGUGACAAUGGUGCUCAAACGAAGGCGACGCAGUCGCAACACCUUCACCAUUGUUGAUAGCUCAAAUUCGUACUUGCCAAGUGGCAUGCGAUUGUCCCCCGUUCGUUCCCCGCUGCCCCGCGCUGCGCUGCGGCACAUGGUUUCCACGGCCUUAUCUUCCCAUCCGGAACCUCAGCGAACGAAUGGACACCCGGCAGCUGCAGAAACCUCGCUCGGAGCCAGCAGUGUGUCUUUGGCCACUCGUGUGGCUGAAGCAUCUGAUCGCCAACCGCCGCCGCCGCCACCACCACCACCACCACCAGUAUCAGCAGCGGUAACAGCAACAGCAACAGCAGCAACAGCAGCAGCAACCCCACCUAUCUCGACCAGCGCGUCAUCAUCCUCGUCUGAGCUAGAUGCGAUUCGAGACAUUGCCAAAGUUGAUCCCGCAGCUCCCAGCCAGCAACCAAUCAUCGAUGUAUCCCCACGGAUGCCAGUCCUUGGACCACCACAAAUUCAGUCCCCGCAACUGCAGCUCGGCGUGUCGCAACCAACGUCGCAGCAAGUCCCGAUGUACAAGCAACCAUCACCAACGAGCAUGGGAUUUUCAGUGUACUCUUCGCAGCAACCUCCGCAGUUUGAACCGCAGUACUUUGGAACUCUGCACCAUCAGCAUCAGCUUCAGCCCCAGAUGUACCCGAGUAGUAGCAUGCCCGCACCCACGCCCUCCAUGCAUGUCAUGAUGCUCCCCAACGGGCAGCAGGUGCUUGUCAAUCAGGCUCCUGCGCAGCAACUGUACAUGCAGAUGCCUCGUGCUCAGAAUCCCCAAGGCUACCCGGCAGAGGCACCCGUAUUUGGAUCACCCUUCCCUGCUCCACAGUACAAUCCGCCGCCGCCGCCGAUGCGUCAGUCGAUCGGCAUGAGCUCGUUUCAUCACCAACCUGCCAUGCAGCCAGCAUUCCUUGGACAGCAGCCUGCCCCCACCUUCGGGUUUCAGCCAGUUCAGUACUCGACGCCGCAACAACCUCCUGUUCAAGAAGUCCAGUACGCGAUGCACCCACAGCAAUCCAUGAUGCAGAUGCAGCCCAUCCAACCGCAACUGCAGCCAAUGGGCUAUGGCCCCUGGUCUCAACCUCAACAGCCCCAUCAAGUGGCACAUCCUCAGCUCCAGUAUCAGCACCAAUAUCAGCCACCACAGCAGCAGCAGCAGCCACAGCCGCAGUACCAACUCGUAUACCAGCAUCCGCCACAGCAGGUGCAACAUCUACAACAACAAUCGCAUCAACAACCUCAGCUCGUGCCGCAGCCACAUCAGCUCUAUCAGGGCCAAUCACAGCAACAGCAGCCACAACAGCAACCACAACAGCAACCACCACCACCCCAGCAGCAGCAGCAGCAGCAGCAGGUCAGCCAGCCCGAAGUCAAUUCGGAAGAUCGAGCGAGUGUGCAGGCUCCUCCCACCAGCACCAAUUCUAACGAAUCGCUCCCAAAGCAGGAAAUGCAGCCUGCUUCCGCAACUCUUGAGCCUGUACCAGCGGCUAUGCCAGCUGGAGCUGAGCCACCAACUCUUGCAGAGCCAUGCAACAGCAUCGAGGGACAGCAACAACCUGGAAACGAACGAUAGAGUAGCGCUAUGUGGUUUAGCAACCAUAGUUGUGAUUGAUGCCCAGUAGGAUUCGUCAAAAGUAGUCGUAUUUAUUUUUGUUUGAAAUAUGGAAUAGGCCAUGUUUCAACACAUCAUUGUAUCAUUAUCGUA